CGACAACGAAGAAGCAUCGCGCCCUGGGCACGAGCCGAUCCGAAGUGUGGCGAGGACGAAAGCAGGGUGCCAAAGCAGUGCCUCACCACUCGACGUGGGUGGAGCAUUGACGCAUGCUGCCCGUUUAUACUGGACUUGAAUCACAGAAGUCAUGCUGCUGCUGGCACCUGUGCUGCUCGCCCUCAACUGCGCUCACAUGCAGCAAUGCGGCGCGUUCGCCGGACCCGCGCGGUGGCACGCGAGCCCCUUCAUGGAAACACAAGAGCCGGCCACUAGGAGUGGCGGUCAGGACGCCUCCGACGACGAGGUAGUCGCGACAGCCGAGCAGGCCACCCAUUUGGUCCGCGUGCGCGGCCGUGAGGCAGCGGCUGGGGGUAAGCCCGUGUCAGCGCCGGGCCACCGGCGACUGCACCGCCAGUGGACAGCGCCUAACCGAAGGCAUGAUGACGACCGAAAAUUCGAUGACGGAGGCCCCUUCUACCGGCGCCUCUUCAACCGGCGACAAGCACGCAACGCUGAUGUUAACAGCGGACCGCAGCGCCGGUUCCGCCCCGAGCGGCACGAGCGGUGCGACGACGACCUGGACUGCCGCGUGUCUCCCAGCCAGGUGUGCGUGAAGCGAGCGCGCGAGCCGUUCGGCCGCUGCCAGUGCCCCUUCUACCGGCCCGUGGAGAUCACCGUCGACGCCGUCGUGCGCGUGACGCCAUGUCUGCAUGCAGCCAAGGACUUGUUCGACGAGUGCCGUGCCACGGAGGAGUGCACCGCGGCGAACCCGUACCUGCGCUGCGUCAACCACCUCUGCGUGUGCGCCUCGCCGCACGUGCUCCACGACAGGGACCAGUGCCGGCCCGGUAGGUCUCUGCACGUGGCGAUCAUUCUGCGUAGGCGGGACACGAGACCCCGGUAGA
Dermacentor albipictus is the source of this 908-nucleotide messenger RNA. The record is from RefSeq and is a predicted model, not a curated record. NCBI's taxonomy places the organism in Eukaryota, Metazoa, Arthropoda, Arachnida, Ixodida, Ixodidae.